Molecule: messenger RNA, 999 nt
Organism: Neogale vison (American mink)
Lineage: Eukaryota; Metazoa; Chordata; Mammalia; Carnivora; Mustelidae
Gene: MMAB
Product: metabolism of cobalamin associated B
Exons: 9
Coding region: 36-761 (241 amino acids)
Molecular function (GO): corrinoid adenosyltransferase activity
Source: RefSeq, a predicted model, not a curated record
CUGGCGGGGUCAGCCCCCGACGAGCUGCCUGGCGCAUGGCUGUGUGGGGCUUAGGGGGCCGCCUGGGCCUGCUCGGGGGUGUCGGCGCCGGUAGACUACUAUGUCCCCGUUUCCAGAGCCACCGCCCCCAGGGCGUGAAAGACGGGGACGGGCCUCAGUCUUCCUUGAAGACACCCAAGAUCCCCAAGAUAUACACCAAAACAGGAGACAAAGGGUUUUCUAGCACCUUCACUGGAGAAAGGAGAUCGAAAGAUGACCAAGUGUUUGAAGCCGUGGGAACGACGGAUGAAUUAAGUUCAGCUAUUGGGUUUGCUUUGGAAUUCAUCACUGAGAAAGGCCACCCAUUUGCUGAAGAGCUUCAGAAAAUCCAGUGCUCGCUGCAGGAUGUCGGCUCUGCUCUGGCCACACCACGCUCCUCAGCCAGGGAGGCUCACCUAAGACACGCCGCAUUCGAGGCAGGGUGCAUCCUGGAGCUGGAGCAGUGGAUCGACAAGUACUCCAGCCAGCUGCCCCCACUCACAGCCUUCAUCCUGCCGUCGGGAGGCAAGAGCAGCUCUGUGCUGCACUUCUGCCGUGCUGUGUGCCGCCGAGCAGAGAGACGUGUGGUGCCCCUUGUCCAGAUGGGUGAGACGGAUGCUAACGUGGCCAAGUUCUUAAACAGACUCAGUGACUAUCUCUUCACGUUAGCCAGAUAUGCGGCCAUGAAAGAGGGGAAUCAGGAAAAAAUAUACAAGAAAAAUGACCCGUCGGACCAAGCCUGAGGCACGUGGAAAUAACUCAAAGUGGGGAGAUCUGCAGACUCUCUCGCAGGCGAAGGGUGUGUCCUUCCUGUCCCGAUUCCUGAAGAUCCUGGCCGGGGUAGGGCUGCAUGAGCCUCCUGGCCCCUCCCGGGUCACAGAGGACGUGAGAGUGAAUGAAUGGAGUAUUGCCGAAAGUCAGGUCAAGUGACUGCUGCAAGGAAGAGCCACGUAGAAAAAAAUAAAAGUGGGACAAGCUGGA